Molecule: messenger RNA, 2300 nt
Organism: Oncorhynchus kisutch (coho salmon)
Lineage: Eukaryota; Metazoa; Chordata; Actinopteri; Salmoniformes; Salmonidae
Gene: hmgb3a
Product: high mobility group box 3a
Exons: 5
Coding region: 206-829 (207 amino acids)
Source: RefSeq, a predicted model, not a curated record
CAAUCAGGCCGUUCUCGUAUUGAGCUAGCGCGAGGCUGUGUAGUCUACAUGGGGAUAGAGAAGAUAGGGGAAAGGCGAGACUGUAGGAUUCCAGAAUCCAGACUGACUGAUCGUUAACAAUACAGAUACUGACCCAAUCAUCCACCUGACCAAUUAACCAAUAAACAAGUUACACAACGCCGCUAGGCCCCGCCCAGUGACCAGGAUGGCUAAAGGCACCCCUGGGAAGCCCAAAGGCAAGAUGUCUGCCUACGCCUACUUCGUUCAGACCUGCCGGGAGGAGCACAAGAAGAAGAGUCCCGAGAUACCUGUCAACUUUGCUGAGUUUUCCAAGAAGUGCUCCGGGCGAUGGAAGACUAUGUCUGGCAAAGAGAAGGGGAAGUUUGAGGACAUGGCGAAGCAGGAUAAGGUGCGCUAUGACAAUGAGAUGAUGCACUUUGCCCCUGGCGGCAAGAAGGGAAGGAAGAAGGACCCCAAUGCACCAAAGAGGCCCCCAUCUGGUUUCUUCAUCUUCUGCGCGGACCACCGGCCCAAGAUCAAGGCCCAGCAUCCCAGCCUGGGGAUAGGGGACGUGGCCAAGAAACUAGGCGAGCAGUGGAACAACCUUACUGAUGCUACGAAACAGCCCUACCUGAUCAAGGCCAACAAACUCAAAGACAAGUAUCAGAAGGACGUGGCUGACUAUAAGUCCGGUAAGGGGAAGGUGGGUGCUCCGAGCAUGGUGAUGGCCCCUAAACCCAUGACGAAGAGUAAUAUGGAUGACGAUGAUGAUGAUGAAGACGAGGAAGACGAGGAGGAGGAUGAGGAGGAGGAGGAGGAUGACGAGUAGACCGACCGCAUUCUGUUUUGUGUGUUGUGUUAUUAUGAUGAAGAUGAAGAUGAUGACGACGAUGGUCAUGAUUAUUAAGGGAUGCAGGGUUUUUUUUCAGUUUGAAAUGCGAUUUGUAGGGGUUAGAGGAAGAAACACUGGUGAUAUAUUUAUGUUGCUUAAUUACGUUGCUCCGCCCCUGCCACACUUCCCUCCUCCCCACUCUUUGUUGUUUUGACUUUGUCACUAUGUUGAUUUUGUGUAAACCGCUUAUGCAAUGUUCUCUAUGUAACACUGAGUCCAGUUAAGAAGUUGAGACUGUACGUUACAUCGGCAACUGUGAUUGAACUCAAAGCAGAUCCCUAAUAAUCCCCCCAACUGCUGUGUGUGUGCACACAUGCACGUGUGUGUGUGUGUUACUGUGUCCAUUUCACCAGCACUGUCCAGUGUCUUCCUCAAAACCCUCAUAGCAUUGUCACUAUACUGGGUGUACAUCGAUUCAACGGAGAAGCAUUUAAAACCAGUAGUAGCAUUGCGGCAAAUUCUGUUUUUGGCCGUGUGUCCCAAAUUGCACCCUAAUCCCUAUACAGUGCACUACUUUUGACCUGGGCUCAUAGGGAAUCCCAUAGAGCUCUGGUCAAAAGUAGUGCACUAUAUAGGGAAUAGGGUGUCAUUUGGGAGGCAGACAUCGUUUAUUUUUUAUUUUUAGAAUUGGCAAGGUGGUGUGUUACUGUAUAUGGUUGAUUUAGACUUAGUCCUUGUUUUUCCCGUUUAACAAAAGAAAUGGAGGCCUCCGGAUGUAAGGUGAUAUCAGAUUGCACAUAUCUAGUAGUGGUGUUGUUGGUGUAGCUAGGUGGCUGUGUAUGUAGCUGUGUGUUGGUUGUUGCACCAGGAAGUGUUGUCAUCGUGAAAGUCGAACUCACUGUUCAACAGCCUCCCAUGUAAACAAACAGUCAUGGCUGGUUAGCUAGUGCACGCUGGCUAACAGUAAUUUCACACUACAACUCACUCAUUGUCUGGGGUAAUUCCUAACUUCCAUUUAAGUCAAAUUUUCACUUAGUCAUGCAACAGAGGAGGGUGGAUACCACCCAACCAACGGUAUAUAAUGGAAACUAUUAUCUCCCUUUUGGCUAAGUGCACUUUUACUAUUAACCGUUCGUUCAUUGUUCUCAUGGUUUAAAACACGACAUAUUGAGUGGAAAAGCACGGCUGUUGACUAUUAUAAUAAACCUGUACUUAUCUGUAUCUAAGAGGAAUUUCUUUUCUUUUUUGUAUGUUUUAGAAAAGCUAUUGCUAUUAUUAAAGUAUGACAUUUUUACACGUGGUGUUAUGUAUUAAUGAUUUCCAUCCAAACCAUCUAAACUUGCUCUACACUUGUCUGCCAAAAAAAGUGAACAUCCCUGCCUAUAACACAUGUUUUAUUAUUAUAAAAAGAGUUGUCUGGAUAUUAUAACCAAAAAAAUGAUCAACAAUAAAGAGAACGUGAUUUGCA